AUGGGCGCAUACUCGCAUUCCAACGGCUCCGUCGAAGAAACAACCUCGUCCACACGCUCGUUUUUUUCUCGCUUCGCCCUGCCGAUCCGCUCGCGUACGCGUAACCUCGCCGACUUCCACGUCCGCCCCGACGACCCCCACCGCCAGUACUCGGCUGGCGACCAUGUACGCGGCGCCGUAGUCUUGACCGUAGUCAAGCCGGUGCGCAUCACACAUCUCACCGUCACCCUACAUGGCUACGUCCGCGUCCACAAGGGGCCUGCCGUCAGCGAGCCUCCUGUCGCGAAUCCCGCCCUGUCUGGUCGGUCGUCGGCACAAUACCACGGAAAUGGUCACGCUUCGCUCUUCCAGGACGAGCAGGUGCUCAGUGGCGAGGGGAGGUUGGAGGCUUCGAAAUACGAGUUCAAUUUUGAUUUAGUGUUCCCCGAAAAGGGCGGCUCUCUGACAAACUCCAAGAUGCAAGCCGUUGACGAAAAGACAAUAACGGCUACUAUUGAGAUGCUCAAGGGCGGCGCAUUACCAGGAGACACUGUUUCCGUCAAGGUUUCUGUCCAGCAUAUCAAGCGGAUAAAGAGCAUGCACGGUGUUAUUGUCACUAUGUACCGCCAAGGCAGGAUCGAUACAGCGCCGCCGGCAUCAAUGUUCGCGGACAUCAUGACAAAAGAAGAGACCAAAAAGCUUGCGAAGGAAGACUACUAUCCACGGUCACGCACUGGUCUCGGCGGUCUGUCUCUGAGCUCUACGUCUUCACUAAGUGUUUUCAGGAAGGAUCUCUCGCAAUCGGUUGCUCCUCUGAUUAUUGACCCGGUAACACUGGAGACAACCGUAACAGCAUCCGUCAAGGUACCUGAAGACGUUUUCCCGACGAUCAAAGGUGUACCAGGAGAGAUGGUCAGCUUCAAGUACCAAGUCGAGGUUCUAGUCGAUCUGGGUGGCAGGCUGGCGAGUCAGCUUCAGGGCGGCGGUCAACCGAGAGUGGGACAGUUUGCUCCCGGGUCCGCUGCUGCAGAAGGCAACAACGCAGUUGUCAAUUCUUGGGGUGGAAACGUCAUAGACACGGAUCGGUUACGGCGCGAAAAGGGCGUGAUAUCCGUCGUUUUUGAGGUCAUUCUGGGAACAACGGACAGCUCGAGGUUGCGAGGCCGGAGUAACACGGUGCGGACGUACCAGAUGCAUGAUGGGGCGGCCAGCGGAGAGGACAUUUCGAGCCCUUGGCCGGUUGACGAUAUCCAUGCCGACGACGGCGAGAGCUAUUGGCCACUGGCCACCCCUCAGAAUCCCGGUACCCUAAGCAGGCAACCUACCAUCACGAUCCAACCUACGAGUCCGCCUGAGGAGAUGCAAGCGCCCGCCUAUAUCCCUCCACCGCAGGUACCAGACGAAGCGCGCUUGACAGACAAGGAACGUGCACGACGUCAAGAAGAGAGACUGUUGCCUAGUCAACCGCCUCAGACUUUGGAAGCAGGGCCGUCCGGAGCAUCUGCACCAGAACCGAAUAUUUACGACGCCGAAGACGAGGCACAGCCAGGUCCGUCGGCACCUCACGAGGGGCACCAUGCAGAAGAACAGCCGUCAGCGCCAACAUUGGACGAUUUGUCUACGGCUCGUGAAGCUCGCACAGAGGACAAGCAGGAACUCGAACGACAAAGGCUACUGAACGAGGCCAGCGCGCCGCCAGAAUUCCCAGACGAUUAUGACGCUGGGCCCAGCGCAUCAGCACCACCUGGUGAUGUAGCUGAGCCUUCGGCGCCCGCACUCAACGACGAGGAAGAAGAUUAUGGCGAGCAGUAUAGCUACAGGACAGAAGCAGCUGCUGGACAGUCCAGCCACGCAGCGGGCUCGGAACCCUUGCCGAGGUACGAGCGAUGA
Messenger RNA from Colletotrichum chrysophilum, 1869 nucleotides. RefSeq lists its product as uncharacterized. Gene Ontology annotation, molecular function: ubiquitin protein ligase binding; protein-macromolecule adaptor activity. The record is from RefSeq and is a predicted model, not a curated record. Gene Ontology annotation, biological process: ubiquitin-dependent endocytosis. Lineage: Eukaryota; Fungi; Ascomycota; Sordariomycetes; Glomerellales; Glomerellaceae. The transcript has 2 exons. The coding region runs from base 1 to 1869 and encodes 622 amino acids. Gene Ontology annotation, cellular component: cytoplasm; plasma membrane; cytosol.